Budorcas taxicolor (takin) is the source of this 1158-nucleotide messenger RNA. It is a transcript of the gene TPM3, whose product is annotated as tropomyosin 3. The record is from RefSeq and is a predicted model, not a curated record. Gene Ontology annotation, cellular component: actin filament. The coding region runs from base 106 to 960 and encodes 284 amino acids. Gene Ontology annotation, molecular function: actin filament binding. Lineage: Eukaryota; Metazoa; Chordata; Mammalia; Artiodactyla; Bovidae. Gene Ontology annotation, biological process: actin filament organization; muscle contraction. The transcript is spliced from 10 exons.
CCAGGUCUGGGGAGCUAGUCACUCAGCCAGCAGCCCCUCCUUUCUUUCCCUAGUCUCCAGUCCUCCAGUAUUCACAGGUGAGCUCCCCAGCGGCCGCUGUUCAGGAUGGAGGCCAUCAAGAAAAAGAUGCAGAUGCUGAAGCUGGACAAGGAGAACGCUCUGGAUCGGGCAGAGCAAGCGGAAGCUGAGCAGAAGCAGGCAGAAGAAAGAAGUAAGCAGCUGGAAGAUGAGCUGGCAGCCAUGCAGAAGAAGCUGAAAGGGACAGAGGAUGAGCUGGACAAGUAUUCGGAAGCUCUGAAGGAUGCUCAGGAGAAGCUGGAGCUGGCGGAGAAGAAAGCAGCCGAUGCUGAGGCUGAGGUGGCCUCCUUGAACCGUAGGAUCCAGCUGGUUGAAGAGGAGCUGGACCGAGCUCAAGAGCGCCUGGCCACUGCCCUGCAAAAGCUGGAGGAAGCUGAGAAAGCUGCUGAUGAGAGCGAGAGAGGUAUGAAGGUUAUUGAAAACCGAGCCUUAAAAGAUGAAGAAAAAAUGGAACUCCAGGAAAUCCAACUCAAAGAAGCUAAGCACAUUGCAGAAGAGGCAGACAGGAAGUAUGAAGAGGUGGCUCGCAAGUUGGUGAUUAUUGAGGGAGACUUGGAGCGCACAGAGGAGCGAGCCGAGCUGGCAGAGUCUAAGUGUUCUGAGCUGGAGGAGGAGCUGAAGAAUGUCACCAACAACCUCAAGUCUCUUGAGGCUCAGGCGGAGAAGUACUCUCAAAAAGAAGACAAAUAUGAGGAAGAGAUAAAGAUUCUUACCGAUAAACUCAAGGAGGCAGAGACCCGUGCUGAGUUUGCUGAGAGAUCGGUAGCCAAGCUGGAAAAGACAAUUGAUGAUUUGGAAGAUGAGCUCUAUGCCCAGAAACUGAAGUACAAGGCCAUUAGCGAGGAGCUGGACCACGCCCUCAAUGACAUGACCUCUAUAUAAUUAUCACCGUUUCUGCUCUGUUCUGGAUCUACCCCCUUUCCUCGGGGAACCCAACGCCCCACUCUCGCUCUGGAUUCCAUUUGGGUCAGCCUGGCUGAUCCCCAAGGCAUUACGAUGGGCGGGGGGGAGGUGGCCACAAAACAACUUAUGUAUUCUCUUCCACCCCUCACCCCAAAUUAAAAUGUUAAGCUGCCGGAA